Heterotrigona itama is the source of this 4969-nucleotide messenger RNA. Lineage: Eukaryota; Metazoa; Arthropoda; Insecta; Hymenoptera; Apidae. The record is from the annotation of a GenBank genome assembly.
AUGAAGCUGUAUAAAUUGAUAGUUCAUCAAAAAACUUUUAGUGAGGAAGAUUUAAUAAUCAACCCAAAAGAUCAUCCUAAUAUAAAAACUGGAGAUGUUGUUGAAAUUUAUCAUCCAGAAGAUGAAUUUAGUCGUCUACUUCUUCAAGUUACAUCCUUUAAAGAAGAUUUGCAAGGAAGGGAGACAAUUAGUGUGGAAAACAAUGUAGCCACAAUGUUUCAAUUAAGAACAUUUGCAGAUGUUUAUAUGAAUGUUGUUAAUCCAGAUAAUGUAGCUUUGGAUUCUGUUGAGCUUACGUUUAAAGAUCAAUAUUUGGGUCGUAGUGAAAUGUGGCGUUUGAAAAAUAGCUUGGUGAAUACUUGUGUAUAUAUGAAUAAGAAGAUUGAAUUCUGUGGAGGUAGUAUAAGGUGUCAAGUAUAUGAAAUGUGGUCACAAGGCGAUAGAGUUGCCUGUGGUGUGAUAACUAAUGAUACUAAGGUUGUGUUUCGCUCUUCAACAAGUAUGGUAUAUCUUUUUAUUCAAAUGAGUUCAGAAAUGUGGGAUUUUGACAUUCAUGGUGACUUAUAUUUUGAAAAAGCUGUUAAUGGAUUUUUAGCUGAUUUAUUUCAAAAAUGGAGGAAAAAUGGUAGUAAUCAUGAAGUAACAAUAGUUCUAUUCUCGAGAACAUUUUAUAAUGCCAACAGUCUGGAAGAAUUUCCAAAUCAUAUGCGUGAAUGUUUACAACAUGAUUAUAGAGGAAGAUUUUAUGAAGAUUUCUAUAGAGUGGUAGUUCAAAAUGAAAGAUUUGAAGAUUGGAGUAACGUGUUGGUGCAAUUACGUAAACUAUUUACAGAUUAUCAGAAAAUUGUAUUAGAAUAUCAUCAAAAACCAGAUGUUUCUAUACCAAAAGCAAUGAAUUCAACAGCUGCACAAGGCAAUUUUUUAGAAGUUCUAAAUAUGUCUCUAAAUGUGUUUGAGAAACACUAUUUGGAUCGUAGUUUUGAUAGAACUGGUCAAUUAUCAGUAGUAAUUACACCUGGUGUAGGUGUUUUUGAAGUUGAUAGAGAGUUAACAAAUGUUACAAAACAAAGAAUCAUUGAUAACGGAGUUGGUAGUGAUUUGGUAUGUGUUGGAGAACAACCAUUACAUGCAGUUCCUUUAUUAAAGUUUCAUAACAAAGAUACAUCCAUCAAUGCACCUGAUGACUAUAGCAUGCCACAUUGGAUCAAUCUCAGUUUUUACUCCACAAAUAAAAAAAUUCCUUAUUCAACAUUUAUACCGCGUAUAAAACUUCCUCAACGGGUAUCGAAACAAUCGAUGGAAAAUGGAAAAUUGCAAUGUAAAAGUAAACUUUUGCAAGAAGAUCCGAACGAAUGUUUACAUAAUACUUUGUUUGACUAUGAUGCAUAUGAUGCACAGGUUUUUCAACUACCUUCAGUCCAUACAUCAAGUUUGCAACGAGUUACAACAAGGACUAAAAAAACAAGUGUUGCUAGCAUGGAAACACAUAAUAACGCACAUAUAUUAAAACUUUUGAAAAGAAAAAUGUCAGAUCCUGAUAUACAUCACCCACCACCAGAAUCUCAUUCACCUCCAGCUGCAACAAGAAGUGCAGCAAUCUCAAUACCUUCCAGAACAGAUGAUAUAGCUAGCAGUGAAUCCAAUGAAGAAGUUAAUGAAUCGAGGAUAUCAGUAAAAAGUGAUUUAACCGAUUCGGAAAUAUCACCGCCAUUUAGGCCGGUUGUUGGUAGUGCUGGGAGCCCUACAAAUACAAUAUCUCAACCUACAACUAUUAGACCUAGUAGAGCUCUUAUUAAUCCUUUUGAUCCAUCCCAUGUUACAAUUAAAUUAACUAGUAAUAGACGGAGAUGGACACAUAUUUUUCCCAAAGGACCAACAGGUGUGCUUAUACAGCAACACCACUAUCAAGCUGUGCCAACAAAAAUGUGUUCAGAAUCACAAUCUGAUGCUACUUCCACUAUAAGUGGUUCCCCUAUGGAACAUGACAUCUCUAACUCAAAUCAAUUUCAAGAUCACACAAAAAAUAAACCACUAAGAUUAAAUCUUUCAUUAUCAAGUGCUGAUAAAAGUGGGAAUCCAAUAUCUUCUACAGGCAAUAAAUCUUUAACAUUAUUAUGGGGUGCUACUGGUGAACAGGAAUGGACACCAGCACUUACAACAGGGUUUCCAAUUAAUUAUUUUACCACAAAAUAAUAAAAAUCAAAGCAAUACACCUGGUAGUAGUGCUGUCCCUGCGAUAAGUUCUGUAAUGCGGGGACGUCAAACAGAAUCUGAACCUAAAGAGGAAUAUUUACUAAGUAUUGGCAGAAUAUUUCACAAAAUAUCCUUGUUCGAUAAUUGCAUAACAGUAACAAGAUAUCGACCAAGGCAUCCCUAUCCUCCAUUUAAUAUUCAUUAUCUCUAUCGAUUUCAUGCACCUCAUCAUGAUACAUAUGAAGUAUCAUGGGUAUCUUUUACAACAGAGAAACUUGAAAAUUAUAAUUGGAAUUAUUUAGAUCAUUAUAUUUGUACUAGGGGCCAUACUGAUUUUGCUUUAGUAGAGGCACUUAAAUACUGGAGAUUUCGCGUGUUUUUACUUCCUUUACACAAUUCAGCGACUCGAAAAUUUUUAGAGGGAUCAUCAAGAUGUGAUAUAUAUACACCUCUCACUACUUCUGAACAAGUUUUUCUUUUGGAUGGCUUUUUACGGUUCAUCGAGCUGUGGCCAAAUAAAAUACGACGCCCGAAUCCGAACAAAAAUUGGAAUCCUUCAACUCUAGGUGGUGUUUCCCAGAGAGAUCCUGCCUCUCAUUUGACCAGACGCAGGCACAGCACGAGCCUGAUUGUCCUCACUAACCAGGUAUAUCCUCCCAGGUAUAUCCUGUACGCUGAUCCAGGUGUCAAUGAAUUACCCAUACUCUUCAUCAUGCUUUUCAGACCAAUCUAGUCGGCAAUUCUCCCUUCAGGGAGCGACUCGGAAGCAAUCGUCUACCAGAGAAACCGAGACCAAGAUCAGGUUCCAAAGUGAUGGAUAGGGGUCGAAUCUCACCCGCCAGUGAGGCUGUGCUACCACUUUCGCUUGAUCAGCAACAAGAUCAUUUUGAUUCUAAUGAAGAUAGUACAAACUUGGAAUUGAUGAAAUUAAAAAACACUGCUUCAAAUAACGAGAUUUUGGAGACAAUGAAACAUCCACAAAAUGGUGUGGGAUUCCUUACACAACAUCCAUCUCUUCCAAGCCAAACAUUUGUUAGUGCAGAUGCAGUGCAAUGGUUAAAUAAUCACAUAGAAGGAGGAGUAACAGUGGAGAAUGCCAUCAAUAUCAUGAAUGGUAUGAUACAAGACAAGCUCAUAUGCCAUGCAUCUGGAGAUUUUUCUAAACCAUUUAUUCUAGGAUUUUAUUUAUAUCAUAUAGUACAAGAUAAAGAAAAUCAAAGAGCUGGAGAUUAUUUUUCACCCUUGGGUGAUUUGCAAAGCUUUGAAAACGAAUGGGUAGAAGUUGAAAUAAAAGCUCCUAAAGGUUGGUGCGAACCUUCUUCGCCAGGAUCAUUCCCUCUGAUGUCAUCUCCGAUGACUAUAUCUAGUUGCGAUACUGUAGACGAAUCAAAUGUAGCACCAUUUCUUAAAGAUGAUUUAGACAUAUCUGACAUUGUGAAUGAUAAAGAGUGGCAAGUUCCACCAUAUAAACAUACGCAUUUAGAUAUAGAUAUAAACAAUAGGAGCGAUAGAAUUGAAUGGGGACAUUUAAGAUAUCAAUCUACAUACAAAGUAGAUCACUCUUACGAAUUAGUAGUGCAAUGGGUUGCAUCAUCUGGUAGUAUAGUUGCUGAUCUUAUAUUUGUGUGGCAACGUAAAGCUCAAAUGUGCGGAAUUCAAAUGGUACCUAUUCCUAGUGAUUUGCUAGCAUUACCAUUCACUUUGAGAAGUGAUCCUUUAAGAGGGCCUAUUUUUAUACCAUUAAAUAUAGAAUGUCUUAUGGCGAAUAAACGACAUCUUUUUGAAGAAUUUCGAGAAGAAACUUACGUACGAAGACUUUUUCUUUUCCAAGAGACAAUUGUACAAAGAUUUGGCUUUGUUCCAUGCCUAAUAGAAAGUACUGAAAAUGAUCACCAAUAUGUUCAUAUGACUGGCAAUGCAUUUAUAUUAAUUCCUUCUACAACAAAUACAAGAUCACGUCCUCGGACUGCUACUAACAUCGUGAGACGAAACACAGGACAGAAAGGAUAUCCAAUUCAUUCCGAUCAACCUAGCCCUCAUGAAGCUUACAUUACGAGACAUGUUAGUGGGAAGAACAAAGAUGAUUACAACAAAGAUAAGAGAAUUGGUUUUCUUUGGUCAUGGAAUCACAUGCUUAGUCGAAAAUGGAAAUCAUCAUCCACAUUAGCUGGCGAUGAAUUAUUUCAGAAAAAGCUUAUACAAGACUUUAGGCAUUUUUGUUCAAACGGAGACAAUAGAUUGAAACAGUUUUGGGAAUCUUGUUGGGAGAUAAAAGAAAAAUCAUGUACGAAAACAAUCUGAAGGAUCGACAACGUAAAAAUUAUUUUAUAAGCUCAUAUUUCAAUAAUAGUAUUUAGAAAAUUUAAUUUUGCUAUUAUUAAAAAAAGUAUCUCGAUUUAAACGGGUAAGAAAUCCUUUUAAAUUAAAUGCAACAUGUACUUGUGAUACGAUUAUUAUUCUGGUAAUGAAAGUAUAUACAAAAUUAAAGAUAUAUUUUGACGCUUAAAAAAUAAUGUAAAUGGACUCAAAGCAAUGUUUGUUUCAAGUUUAUUUAGUUUGCAUAAGGCAUCUAUUGUCAUAAUAAAUUUAUAAUUUUUGUUACUAAUAUUUAUGCACUUGCAAGAAAAAGAAAAUGAAGCCAUAUUGAUAUAAAAUAAUUUGUGUUUUUACUGAACUGAACAUUUUUACAAAUAUUAUUAUAUUAACAAAACUGUCAAAUUUAUUUAAUUUUUUUAUAUUUUAGUUCCAAUUUCGAAAAAUAUUAAGAUUACAUUAA